AUAUAUACACACAUACACUGGAGGCCUCUUAUUAUGAUCCUUUUAGGAUGAAGGCCUUUCAAUAAAAACAGUUGACUGAUAACAAUAACCAUUUGGUAAUAUGUAUGAUUAUAAGUGGCUUCCAUUGGAGAUAUAUAUAUAUAAGAAUAAAGAUAUUUGUUUUGUGUAACGGAAGUAUACAACAAGUCUAACACUGAUAUGACUCAAUAAGAUUUAAGGAGCAUUGCUGAUAAAUGUGGUUUUCCUAUAGUAAUUCAAAGCAGCAAACAGGAAAACUUGAAUUUUAGCAGAACCGACUAAGAAAAGCAAUGUACAAUUUUUCAACACUUACACAAACUGAUCAAAUCUUUAUUUAGAACUAAAUGAACUUAGCAUUAAGUAUCAUGGCCACAGAAACUACACAAACAGAUAUUUUUUAAAAAGUGCCUAUUACAUAUGGAGGAUAAAGAAAAGGUCUUUUUUCUCCGAUGUUAUAGAGGUUAACUUCCGGUUAUGUAUACCACUAUGUUAUGUGUUGAACCAAAAUAUUAACAACUGGGAAUUGUGAAAAUUGCUAAUAAAAUGUCUGAAGAUUUAAGUAUAGACGGUGUUGACCCUAGUGUGGGCUUUUUAUAUAAAACAAUGCUUCAACGGGACCCUCGGAAACGGCGUGUAAAACCUGUUCAAAAGCACCUAAUACAGAUAGAUUUUGGAGGAUUAGAUGAUAGUGAAGACGAUAGUGACUUCGAAGUUGAAAAACAUGUGAAAGGAUCUGACUCUGGAAGCGACAUAUCUAUUAAGGAAGAAGAUGAUGCAAGUGAUUCUGAUCGGAGUGUUCCUGGUUCUGAACUCAAGUACCCUGAUGCUGCCCAUGAGCCAAGCGACGACGAUGAUGAUGAUGAUGAGGAUGAUGAGGAGGAAGAUGAAACGACAACACUCAGUUCAUUGAUGGGUCCUUUGUUAAGUGAAAAAGACAAAUCAACUGAUGUUAAUGUCUUUACAGAAAAGUCUUUUGACAAAUGUCCAGAGACUCAGCUGGUAAAUCCUCUCCAAGGAAAUGUCAUUACUUCAGCUACACCAAUUCCAACCAAAGCUGGUCAAAUCAAGAUUCUUAUCUGUUGUGUAUGUUUAGGUGAUAUUAGUGAAGAAGAUGAUGAAAUUGUUGAAUGUGAUAAUUGUGGUGUAUCUGUUCAUGAAGGUUGUUAUGGAAUUAGUGAUAACCAGUCUGCUGCAAGCACAGAAUCAUCUGCAAGUACAGAACCUUGGUUUUGUGAUGCUUGUAAAGCUGGUGUUAAACCUAGUUGUGAAUUAUGUCCAAACUAUGGUGGAAUUUUUAAAGAAACAGAUGCAGGCAAAUGGGUUCAUUUGGUGUGUGCAUUAUAUACCCCAGGUGUAGCAUUUGGAGAUGUUGACCGACUGAGUGCUGUCACAUUAUUUGAAAUGCCAUAUGCAAGAUGGGGAGCCAAAGACUGUUCAUUAUGUGAAGAUAACCGCUUUAGUCGAACUGGAGUGUGUAUUAGCUGUGAUGCAGGAAUGUGCCGGGCUUACUUUCAUGUUACUUGUGCUCAACGAGAAGGUUUAUUAGCUGAAGCUCCUCCUGAAGAAGUAAUGGAUAUUGCUGAUCCAUUUUUUGCAUACUGCAAAAUGCAUGCUGACAAAACAACAGCUCGAGCAAAGAGACGCAAUUGGCUGGCCAUUCAGUCACAUGUGAAAAUGCAUUCAGAAAAAGAGAUAGAAGAUGAAAAAGAAAAAGCUAGAUUUCAAAGGAAACUGAACAGGCGUCGUCAGAAGUAUCUUCUUGCAAAAGCACGAAGUACACCAUCAUGGGGUAAGGCUGUAAGUCAUCAUCUAGUCCAAAGUGUAUCUCAAGAUAAACAAGAAUCUCGGAAAAAGUGGCACUUGUCGCCAGCCAUGUCCUUAGAAUAUAUAAGCUACUAUCUUGAUAGAAAUGCUCGUAUAGAUACAAUGAGAAUUAACAUGAAGGAAUUGUCAACUCAGAACUGUAAACUUCAAGAACAACAAAAAAUAUUAAGAGUCCAAUAUGAUCAGUUACUGAAUGAAAUGAAUCGGUUGAAAGAUUCCACUCACAAGCUGCAACAAAACGGAGAAGAAACCUGGAGUAUUUUAACUGAUCUUUCAGGACAGGAAAUUAACACUCCAGAGAUGUUCCGUGUACGUAAAUCUCCUCGCUCUCCAACAAAACGGGACCCUCAACCUAAAUCUCCUUCAGCACCUGCCAUUCAACAAUAUAACUUGUUAAUUGGCAGUUGUGGAAUCUGUAAGAAAUCAACAAACCAACAUCUGUUGGCCAAAUGUGAUUCAUGUAGCAAACACUACCAUCUUGGCUGUCUUGAUCCACCGCUCUCACGUAUGCCCAAGAAAACCAAGCUACAAGGCUGGCAAUGUUCAGAAUGUGCCAGCUCAAGUAGUGAUGUUUCAGAAGAAACUGGAGUUGACGUUGACGCUCCUCGUAAACUACGUGAAAAGAUCAAGGAACCAAUAAAGUUUGAGCAGUUACAAUUAGAUAUAAAAUCAGAAAAGCGUCUACGGAAUCGAUCAAAUUCUAAACAGAAAAAGGGAAAGAAACGGAAGUCUAUGAAACUAGAAAAGGUUGGCAAACGAGAAGAGAAUGAAGAUUCUGAAGAAGUCAUGGAACUCUGAUUCAUUUCUCUCAAUUUGUUGUAACUAAUUACAAUGGUUACAUUGUAAUUAUCAUAUCACCAUGCAGCUUACAAACACUAGUGACUGGAUAAUUUUUCUUCAAUUAAAAAAAAAAAGAAAAAAAAAAAAAGAAUUUGCUAUGAAUUAGUUUUUAAUUUACAUUUAAAAUAUUUAAAUGAAGAUUAAUUUCCUGAAAAUGAAAUGUGUAUUUAUUGUUCUA
Messenger RNA from Octopus bimaculoides (California two-spot octopus), 2860 nucleotides. Its product is annotated as PHD finger protein 14. The record is from RefSeq and is a predicted model, not a curated record. Gene Ontology annotation, biological process: regulation of transcription by RNA polymerase II. NCBI's taxonomy places the organism in Eukaryota, Metazoa, Mollusca, Cephalopoda, Octopoda, Octopodidae.